Blepharisma stoltei is the source of this 1834-nucleotide messenger RNA. Lineage: Eukaryota; Ciliophora; Heterotrichea; Heterotrichida; Blepharismidae. The record is from the annotation of a GenBank genome assembly.
AUGAUGCUGAUCAUUUUAUUAUUUGUGACUGCGUCAUUUGCGAAGUAUAUAUCAAAUGUUGUCACUUUAGGGGCUGGCCAGCAGUGGAAAUAUAUAAGCAAAUUUGCUGUUGAUGUAGGGGCUGGGGAAUGGGAAUUGAAAGCAAAAUUCAAUAAGCCUAUAAAUGAGACGUAUAAGGACGAUAUAUCACUGGUCGCAAGUGUAUAUAUUGAUGAUAACUGGGAUGAAGUUAUGGACACAAAUGACUGCAAAACAAAAGUGGAUUUAUCGAGGAGAGAAAGAUUUUUAUUCCUUAAUCCAAAUGGAGAGUGGUCAGAACAAUUGAAUGGUAAAUUAUCUCAGAAGCUAAGACCGCACAUAUGAUAUUUUGCUAUAUCUGACUGUGAAGGCAAAUUAUACCAUGUUAUAUAAAAAUCAUGUUUUUAAAUUUAAAAAUAUUAUAAAGAAAUAUUCAAUGUAAAAUAAUAUAUCAGACAAAACAAGGAUUAAGGUAGAAAUGCAUUUUGUGAAUGAAGGGCAUUCUGAGUUCUCUACUGAAGAUAAUGGCUUAGUCUAUCUAUAUCCUAUUCUGCUAGUGCUCUAUCUAAUUGCCUUAUCAGGAAACAUAUUCAGGCUGAUAAAAAUGUUCCAGAAAACUAAUGAUAUCGAAACAAAUGUAAUUUUUUUUAAUUCAUCGAUAGGCUGUCAGUUCGGAGGAAUUUUCUUCCAAUGCAUCCACCUUUGGGUAUACUCUUACAAUGGUAAAGGAAUCACAGUCUUUGAUUUUUUUUCACAGUCUUUACUACCUUCCUUUGUGAGCGAGCAAACACAUUGGAAAAAUCCCUAUUUUUUUGGCCUAAGUCUACCCUUUGUGAAGAGCAAAAAAUUUUUUGAAAAAAUAUUUUGAUAUAUAAUUGAUGAUUAAUAUAUACCGUGAGCAUGGUUUUAGAUCGACCUGAGAACCCAUCCCUUGAGGUUUUAGCUUUAUUGAAAUCUACAAAUUGAAUUUGAAUUGCCAAAUGCUUAGUGAGGGACUUGUCAUUUUGAAUUAACAAUUUCGUUCAAACUGAAACCGUCAAGGGGGAGGGGAGGGAGUUUAAGAUCGAGCCAUACCUGUUCUGAAGGUAAAAUGAAAUCUAUAGCUAAUUCUGUCAAAUUUUAAAAGACUGCAUUUUAAAACAUAAACUUUAAAAAUUAAUUUUCUCAAUUUUCUCAAUUUUAGCAAUUUUUUAAACAGUGAAAAAAAAAAUACUAAUAUAUAUUUUUAUAAAAAAUUAAAAACGUAAAACAAAGAAAAUUUUGUUUUUACUCAUGGAUGGGGAAAUUAGAAAUUGUUUCGACAUUGAUUAUUACUAUUCUUUUUAUUUUAAUGGCAACUGGCUGGACUUUAAAGCAAAAAGAAUUUCCUGAUGCUGAUGUGUAUAUACCAGUUGGACUAAUGGUGGUUUUGCUUAAUUUGGUAAUCGUGGGACUAGGAAGAAUUACAGAUGAUUCAUAUUAUAAAUUCAGUGAUUACGAAGGAAUUAUUGGAUUUUUAUUGAUUUUAAUAAGAAUUGGGCUCUGGGGAUGGUUUAUUUAUUUAAUUAGAGGCUUAAUGACGAAAGUUCAUGGCAAAAUGAGCCAGUUUGUUACACAAUUUGCAGCAUUGGCGACUAUUUACUUUUUAGCUUUGCCUGCUCUUAUUAUCAUUUCAUGGCUGUUUGCACCUUAUUUUAGAAACAAAGUAGUUAUUUUAGGCUCUACAGUUAUACAAAUGGGAGUUUUUGUAUUUCUAACACAUCUUUUUAGUGAAAAAAGCACUUAUUAUAAAAUUUCGUCAAUGUCGGACAGUGUUUUACCAGGUAAAAUGCGUUAA